AUGAGAUCCCUCACAAAUAUCUCUGUCUUUACUUAUGCCUUUACAUUUACACUAUGGAAUAAUAUCCAGCCAACUGUAGAAGAUGAAUUUAUUGCAAAUUAUUCAAGCAGUUUGCUAACUAAUAUUCCGAAAACCAUUCCAGUCCAUACUCAAGUAUUAGAUCUAUCACAUAACAGGAUCUAUGCACUUAGUAUAUCAGAAUUUAUUUAUCUUUCUGACCUUCAAGUAUUAAAUCUUUCUCAUAAUCUAAUUAGAUUGCUUGAUUUUAGUGUCUUUAUUUUUAAUGAAAAUUUAGAAUACUUAGAUUUAUCUCAUAAUAACAUUUCUAAAGUUUGCUGCCUAACUAUUGCAUAUCUUAGACAUUUAGAUCUUUCUUUCAAUAAGUUUACUGCCCUGCCCAUCUGUCAGGAAUAUGGGAACAUGUUUCAUUUGGUGUACCUUGGAUUAAGUGCUACGAUGAUACGAAGGUCAGACUUCAGGUAUAUCAAACAUUUGCAGCUGCACACUGUCUUUCUGACCUUGGAAAAUAUUUCACUGUAUGAGCCUCAGAGUCUGACAGUCUUGACUACAAGGAACCUCCACAUUGCUUUUGGAGCAAACCAAAACUUCAUUUUCCCCCUCUUGUACGAUGGAAUGAGCACUUCAGAAAACUUAGAAAUAGUUAAUUUAAGAUAUACCUUGAGCUACAGAGAUUUCCCCUCUCCAUCUUUAAUGCUUCUGAAGAAAAUCAAGACAACAGCUCUCACGCUUGAUGCUGUGGAUUUACAGUGGCCUAUCAUCCUGCAAAUUUUCAUGCUUAUUUGGUAUUCACCCGUGGAACAUUUGACUGUGACAAAUUUGACUUUUUGGGGACCAGUGGAGGAGCUGAUUGAAUAUGCAUUUCUACCUUUAUCAAGCUCUGUGGAACAAUUAAUCUCUUUGGAUGGCUCCAUGAAAGCAUUGACUUUGGAGCAUGUUCGCAAUAAGGUUUAUUAUUUCAACCAGGAGAUUCUAUAUAGACAGUUUUCAGAGAUGAAUAUUUCAAAUUUGACAAUAGCUGAUGCUUAUAUGCCACACAUGCUUUGCCCCAAUAGAAUGAGCCCAUUUCAGUAUUUGAAUUUUUCUCACAAUGCUCUGACAGAUGAAUUGUUCCAGAAUUGUGGCACUCUCAUGGAUCUGAAAUUACUUAUUUUGCAGAAGAAUAAAUUUGAAAGCCUUCGCAAGGUAAGCUUGAUGACCAGCCAUAUGAAAUCACUGAAAUACCUGGACAUGAGCAACAACCUGCUGCGCCACGAUGGAGCUGAGGUGCAGUGCCAGUGGGCUGAGUCUCUGACUGAGCUGGACCUGUCCUCCAAUCAGUUGGCAGAUGCCGUGUUUGGGUGCUUGCCAGCCAACGUCAAAAAGCUCAGCCUCCAAAACAAUCAGAUCAGCAAUGUCCCCAGCGGGAUGGUGGAGCUGAAAUCCUUGGAAGAGCUGAACCUGGCAUCCAACAGGCUGGCUGACCUGCCGGGCUGCAGCGGCUUUACGUCCCUGCAGUUCCUGAACAUCGAGAUGAAUUCGAUCCUCACCCCUUCUGCUGACUUCUUCCAGAGCUGCCCCAGGGUCAGGGAGCUGCAGGCUGGGCACAACCCGUUCAAGUGCUCCUGCGAGCUGCAAGCCUUCAUCCGCCUGGAGCGGCACUCAGGGGGGAAGCUGUUUGGCUGGCCAGCGGCGUACGAGUGUGAGUACCCGGAGGGCUUGCGAGGAACGCAGCUCAAGGACUUCCACCUGAGCCUGCUGGCUUGCAACGCGACGCUGCUGCUGGUGACAGCUCUGCUGCUGACGCUGGUGCUGGUGGCCUUGGUGGCCUUUCUGUGCAUCUACCUGGAUGUGCCGUGGUACGUGCGGAUGAUGUGGCAGUGGACGCAGACGAAGCGCAGAGCUUGGCACAGCCGCCCCGGAGAUGCGGGGAGCGUUCUGCAAUUUCACGCGUUCAUUUCCUACAGCGAGCGCGAUUCGCUGUGGGUGAAGAACGAGCUGAUCCCCAACCUGGAGAAAGGAGAAGGCUGCGUCCAGCUGUGCCAGCACGAGAGGAACUUUAUCCCCGGCAAGAGCAUUGUGGAGAACAUCAUUAACUGCAUUGAGAAGAGUUACAAGUCCAUCUUUGUGUUGUCUCCCAACUUUGUGCAGAGCGAGUGGUGUCACUAUGAGCUGUACUUUGCCCACCACAAGUUAUUCAGUGAGAAUUCCAGCAGCUUAAUCCUCAUUUUACUGGAGCCCAUCCCUCCCUACCUUAUCCCUGCCAGGUAUCACAAGCUGAAAGCUCUCAUGGCAAAGCGCACCUACCUGGAGUGGCCGAAGGAGAGGAGCAAGCAUGCCCUGUUCUGGGCUAACCUGAGGGCAGCCAUUAGCAUUAACCUGCCAAUACCUCGUGAAGCAAAUGAGCAGGAGAGUGAUGCUACACCUACUAGUAGUGAAUAACUGACUUGAAAGCUUUGCAUUAAACUCCAUUAAUACUUUCUUAUUAUUUUCUUACAAUAUUCCCAGUUUGUUGAAAUAUGUGGCACAUAUAGAAAUUGCUAUUGCUUAUUCAA
Messenger RNA from Cinclus cinclus, 2552 nucleotides. Its product is annotated as toll-like receptor 6. Gene Ontology annotation, molecular function: transmembrane signaling receptor activity; Toll-like receptor 2 binding; lipopeptide binding. Gene Ontology annotation, biological process: inflammatory response; cellular response to bacterial lipopeptide; toll-like receptor signaling pathway. The coding region runs from base 1 to 2439 and encodes 812 amino acids. Gene Ontology annotation, cellular component: membrane. The record is from RefSeq and is a predicted model, not a curated record. NCBI's taxonomy places the organism in Eukaryota, Metazoa, Chordata, Aves, Passeriformes, Cinclidae. The transcript has a single exon.